Molecule: messenger RNA, 1626 nt
Organism: Cylindrotheca closterium
Lineage: Eukaryota; Bacillariophyta; Bacillariophyceae; Bacillariales; Bacillariaceae
Source: the annotation of a GenBank genome assembly
AUGAGCAACACUACAGGUGCAGACAAGAACACAGAAGAUGCAAUAGAGUCAAUGCAAUCAGCGACCUCUUCAUCACGGGUGAAUGAGAGCAUGUCAUCUUCAGCAGCAUCUAGUAGUGGUGACAGCGGCACUUUCCACACUAGCACUGCAUCUACUGAACGGCCAUCUGGAGGGUCAUCUGUAAGACCACCUGGAGGGCCAUCUGGAAGGCCUCCAAGACCGUCACUAUCAUCAAGUCUGAGGAAAGAAACUCGGGAAAGAAGAUUGUCUGCUUUUCUAGAAGCCGACCGACGAGCCAGUCAACUCAGAAACAGCAAUCAUUCAAUCGAAGAAGAAAUUGAGGCUCAAAACAGAAGAUUUUCUUCUUUCCGAGAACGUCGGGCUAGUGAUAUCAGCAACAGCACUCGAUCAGCACAAGAAGAGAUGGAGGCACGCCGCAUUGCUCCUCGCUUGACUAGUUUCUUGGGACGAUCAAUGGCAGAAUUCGAUGAUACCCUGAAUGCGUUGGGACUGGAUGAGUCAGACGGCGAAUCCGUAUCUUCUGAUUCCGUGUUUUUGGCACAAGCAUCGUUUUAUGACGCUGCUCGACGGACUUCUGGGCGUGCUUCUGUUGCGUCUGAAGCUAGCGCAGUGCGAUCGUCGAGGGUGGGAUACCGUCCUUCUCUCCUUCAAAUGUCUGCAGAGUCAGUCAGCGAAGGGAGCGAUUCAGCAUCCCUUGGUUCUUCCUCGGCAAUCUUCCCUCCUAGCAAGCCAGCCCAGCCUCCGCUUGAGUCAAGCUCAAAGACUAUUAUGGCACCGGUAUCCAAACAAAAUCGAGCAAAUUGGAGAGUGUUGGGUUUCCUGUUGCUCAUUUGCGCAAUCUUCGCAAUCAUAAGCGCCACAUCGCCAUCUGCUUCUGCUUCUGCAAAGAGUUUUCCUUUGGAGUCACCGUCCGAAGAAGCUCGGUCGACGGAUCGAAAGAAGACACCAAGAUCUUACGCCUCUUCGAUGCCGGAAUUUUCCAUUGGCAUGUUGCACAAUUCUUUUGAAGCCCUUGUAGGAGAUGACAUCCAUAGGCCCGGGAGCUCCCAAUAUUUAGCGGCUUCGUGGAUAAUGGAAAACGACCCUCAUCGGCACCAAUCGACACUGGAACAAUUGGAACAACGAUUUCUUCUUGCCUGCUUUUACUUUGCUUCAACAGAUAACUGCCGUGUGCCCUGGCUGUCUUGUAAUUAUGCACUAGCAUCUUCGUCACCAUCAGUAUCUGCUCCCAGGCAGCGCACGACGAUGUUUGGUUACCGUUCAAUAAACCAAGAGGGUACAUCAUCUUCUGAGGCGGAAUUGGCCAACUCGACGACCACUCCUUCCACUUCCGCUCAAUCAUGCAAUUUCAAGAAACCAGUUUACGGUGAAAAUGGAAAUAUAACUGCAUAUGAGACGACCCAUUCGUUGCGAUGGCUCUCCGGAUAUUCCGAAUGUAAAUGGGCUGGAAUUACUUGCAAGCUUGAGGAAAGUGACGAUCUGAGCCUGGAUAAGGAGCUUCCAACCAAUCCGGUGGUCGAAAUCAAUCUCGGGGGGCAGAUCCAGUACGAGACAAUCGUCACUGAGAUUCUGCGACUGCCGGACCUGCAAUCUUUGAUAUAUUGA